Molecule: messenger RNA, 594 nt
Organism: Pan troglodytes (chimpanzee)
Lineage: Eukaryota; Metazoa; Chordata; Mammalia; Primates; Hominidae
Exons: 5
Coding region: 129-470 (113 amino acids)
Source: RefSeq, a predicted model, not a curated record
AGUCCAAGUCACGUGAUCGUCGACUCAGCUGACCUGGCGGGACCGGAAAAAGAAAUCCCCGGGCCCUGGCUUCCUCGCGCGAUGAUGAGGCACCAGGGGUGAAGCGGGCAUGGGCUGCUGGCGCGGGAAUGAGGGGGCGCCAGUGGCUCCGGAAACGGGUUGAGGUUGUCUGCACUGGCCGCUCCGCAAACACAGUGUGUGCGGGCGUCAGGGCAGCAGGUCUGGUAGAGAAAAGUCCACCGCCAUCCCUCUCCCGAGUGGGGCGGAGGUUUCGGUUCUGUGGUGAUCUGGACUGUCCUGACCGGGUCCUGGCAGAGAUCAGGACGCUGGCCAAGAUGUAUAAGAAGAUCCUGAAACUCACGGCUGAUGCCAAGUUUGUCAGGCGAUGUGAAGGCCACAGUGGCAGUGCUGAGUUUCAUCCUCUCCGAUGCGGCCAAGCACAGUGUCGAUGGCAAAUCCUUGGCCAGUGAACUGCAGCAGCUGGGGCUGCCCCAAAGAGCACGCGGCCAGCCCGUGCCGCUGUUAUGAGGAGAAGCAAAGCCCCUUGCAGAAGUACUUGCAGGUCUGCAGCCUACGCAGUAAGUAUGAGGCCAG